GUCGACCUGGCUGUAAAUCGUUCUAUUGGCGGAAGGACCAGCAAUGUCAUCUUUUUGCCUCCGUGCUUACUGGAACCGGCUUCACAUCUAAUGCAGGCUCCCCAUCCAGUGGUUACGAUUUGGCCUGCUACGAUUGCGCCAGAGAAGGUAGCUCGACAACAACUACAGCCAGAACCACCACAACGAGCUCAACAACUCGUACGACUACAAUUGCGACCGCGGUCGCGGCCAACAAGGCUCGUCAAGCGGCCCCGAACAAGCCGGCCUGUCUUAUUGCCAACAAUGCAGCACAGACGACUUCAGCAUGCAGAUGCGUCAUUCCGAGCUCGACUGUCUCUGUGACGGCAACGACUGUAUCGACCAUCUCGGUUUCCAGGACCAUUUGGAAUACUAUUAGUGUCACCCCUACAACGACAGUCACUCCAGCCGCCUUCGUUUCGAGAACUACCCGUACAACAACACUCACACGGACUCGGAGCAUGGUCAGCUGGUCAAGCGUGACUGAGACCAUGAGGACCGCAUCGGUUGUAGCAUACAGCCUUGCAGCAACACCCAGUGCUUUCUACAUCGUCGACCAGGACAUGGCAAUCGCUGAGUGGCCAGCUGAUGCAGAUGAGAUCUUCUACCACGUGCAAUACGAUUGGAAUCCGGAAGAUGACGAGUAUGCUCCAACAGUCUUCACCAUCACGGGCGAGGAUGAAUUGCGAGUCGCGAACAUGGCCAAUGAGGACGGAGUAGCCGAAGGGUACCGUCUCGCUGGUGUUGGCGAUGAUGCUUCGGGUUACCAGAUUGUUGCCAACGACGUUGUGGAGGGAGGAGUGUUUCCUUCUUGCAAGAUUGAAGUCACUGCCGAUGGGCAAUGUCCUCUGCGGUGCAAUAUCGGUGGUAAUAACGUUAACACCAGAAACAACGAUGGUCUCUGGGCUCUGAUGCCCGCAGGCACAGAAGACGGGUUCCAGAACUUUGUCAUGGCGGCUGAAAAUGUGCAGCUGGAUGGCGGAGAUGGAGGGGGACAAAUCGACACAGAGUAAUUUGCAUAGCGUAUAGCGUAUAGCGUUUCAAAUUUUUGCUCCAAGAAGAGCAUCCAAUCGAAAUCUGUGUUCGUAAUCGAAAGCUUUCAGCAGUCCUGUCAAGUGUGCUGCUGCCGCUAGCAACACCAGUACGUGGAAGAUUUGAUGCGAGCUACCAAACAAAUCG
Molecule: messenger RNA, 1197 nt
Organism: Cercospora beticola
Lineage: Eukaryota; Fungi; Ascomycota; Dothideomycetes; Mycosphaerellales; Mycosphaerellaceae
Source: RefSeq, a predicted model, not a curated record